UAUGACAAAACAGAAGUUACCAAAGAUACGCCAAAAUAUAUACAGUGACGGUGCGACGACAGAAUUUUGAUCAGUUUUGAUGUCUGACGGUAUUUGUUAUAUUGCUAUGUAUGAAUGAGAAAAACGUCUCGCACACGUUAUACGAUAUCAAGGCAAUUGAUUGUUCACGAUUGUCCAUGAUCGCAGUUCUUUGAUUGAUGCGCGAGCAAACAGGUUGAUUUCGACAACGAGAACGUUGCCACGAAAUCGAGGGAAAUCCAGAGUAUCUCUCACGAAGCUGCAUCACGGGAUGAUAGCGUCACAUUCGGAUCAUUGCUGCUUCCUGGAAGGAGACAAGUGCAAGGACAGACGACGUCGCGAAGGUAGAAACGGGAUGGAAGAUAGCGGCGCGACAGAGUAUCACGUGACCACGAUUGACCGAGAUGGUAUCCGUGCCGUGCUUUGUGGAGCUCCGUCAACGGCGUCAACUCCGUGAGCGUGAGAGACACCCUCAUCGACUGGUGGCGCCACCGACAGCAACCAAGGCUGGCAUCGCUGGCAUUCCACGAAGAGAGGAAGGCAGGCACAAGACAAGCUUUCUUGAGCUUUCUCGUGUGGACUGUGGGAUCGAUCUGUAUCGAGCUACAAGUACUCGGAAUACCACGAGAGUAGAGUCGAGUUCCAUAUGCUUGUGGCGUAAUUAAUCAGUGUGCAGACACCACAAGCAUAUGAGAGAGAGGUGUAACAUAGACUAGAGGCCUAAAGUAACAGAAAAAUGAAGAAAAAGAAGAAGAAGACUGUGAAUACCAAUGAAUACCAGCAAAAAGAAAAGCAGCAUACUUAUGUGAUGACCAACAUGGCGUCCAAUGAGAGCAGCAAAGGUUUGAGAAAAUCUCCCACCGCAGACAAAAUAAAUUCGACGAUAGAGUUAAAAACGGACGAUGCAAAAUCAAAAACAGACGAUGCAAAAUCGAUUGCUUCACCAUCUGUUGAUCAGCAUGAUGAGCUGAACAACACAGCUGCUGAUACAAAAGAAAAGAAUUUAACAUCAGACACAACUGGUGAUUGUACAAGCGUGGAGAAAAAUGAUUCCGAUAAUAUCAAAAGUGAAAACGAAGAUUUAAAAUCAUUGGUAAUUGAUAAGCAGGACACUACUAAGACGGAUAAGAAACAAGAAACACAAAAUGUAGAUUCCCUCGACAAACUUGAAAGUUCAGAUAAAGAAAAGGAAGUUAGGAGAGACAGCGUAGAUAGCAAGAAUUCUGUAAAAAAAGGAGAAAAUUUGAAAAGAAAACGAAGAACUAUAAAUAAAUCGACGAUGGUGGAAACUUCUAAUUCUCCAAUGGAGGAAAGUGGUACCAGAGGUAAGAAGAAGAAAUUAAAGACUGGCUAUGAUCGAUUUUGUUGGCGAUGUCACAAGGAGAAUGUUGACGCCUGCUGCACUGCCUGUCCUCGUUCGUAUCAUCGUAAAUGUAUAGGAGGCAUGCCGUCAUCUUUGGACAAAUGGAUAUGUGGGGAAUGUGUAACCAUUUUGAAAGCAGAAAAUGCUGAGACAUGUUCCGUAGCCAUGGCGCAAUUGUCCGUCGAUCAAUUGUGCAUGUUGCUCAAGCAUGUGGUUGAAAGGUUACGCGACUAUCCUGGCUCUGAGCCAUUUUGCAAAGCGGUGGAUAUCGCGGAAGUGCCAAACUACUUGGAAUAUGUUAUCAAACCGAUGGACUUGAGUCUUUUAGAAUCAAAUGUGCGGUCUAAGCUUUACGGUAGUACCGAUGCGUUUAUGGCUGAUGCAAAAUGGAUUCAACACAACUGCAUCGUGUUUAAUACAUGCGGUGGUGUUUACGCAGAUACGUCGAAACUGACAAACGCAGCGAAGCAGAUCAUUAAAGUAGCACGUCAGGAAAUCUCAGAAAUUGACGCGUGUCCCGAUUGUUAUGCCCAUGGUCGAAAUUUGCCAAGGCCUCAACCUUCGUGGUUUAUUGAACCCUGCCGUCGACCGCAUCCACUUGUGUGGGCGAAACUAAAAGGUUUUCCGUUUUGGCCGGCAAAAGCGAUGCCUCGCACGAAUUCUCAAGGAUACGUGGAUGUGCGUUUUUUCGGUGAACACGACCGCGCCUGGGUGUCACCGAAGGAUCUCUACUUGUACUCUGAAGAGCCACCAGCACCAUCUCCUCGUAAACGGAAAUCUGAUAUGGAUGAGUGCGUAAAAGAAAUUACUCGACAUUGUAGAAAACUUGCGCUUAUGUUUGGCCAGUUUAAAUUUGCUCCACCCAAAAUUCAGUAUGACCCGAAUAAUCCGUUGCAGAUACGGCUGAUGUUACCGAAUUACAAUCCCCUCGAACCCAAGAAUCAUCUUCCUAAUCCCAAAGUUUCCACAUCUCCAAAGAAAAAAUUGCCACAGAAAAGACAAAAUUCCCUCAAAGGUAAAUCACAGAAUGACGAAUUGACUAAUAUUAUUAGUGAAAAAGAUAUUGACUCGAUAAGUGAUGCUUGUGAAAAAGAGAAUGAAGCGACAUCGCCAAAAGUACAAAAAUUAGAUAUCGAUGUUAAGAAUACUUCAAGCUCGCAAACUGAUCUAAAUAGUAGUAAUAAGUUAAAUAAGAAAGCAGAUCGAGGAAACGUAAAGUCAACCCCUCAAGAAGUUGCUAAAAAUAAAAUGGUAAAAAAUGGAAAAUCGAGUAAUGCGAAGACAUCAACGUCUCGAUUAAAUGUUGUGCGUACGGAAACUGGUGCCGAAAAUAGUAGCACAAGUCCUAAUAUCUCAAAUAAUAGCACAAGUUCUAAUGCUAAUAUUUCAAAUAAUAGCAUAAAUCCUAAUACUAGUGCAAAUGAGAGCAAUUUGCAGAAAUCGAAAAAUGAAGUGAAAUCGUUUAUAAAAAUUUUGCCUAAGCCUGCGAAUUAUUCAGUUACUGAUACGGUAGCUCAGAAGAAAACCCUUUUGAAAAAUAUUAUCAAUCCUAAAAUGACAUUCUCACAAAUGGACAAUUCAAAGGUGAUAACAAAGUACACAAGAAACAGUAAAGCCUUUAAGCCGAAGACGAGAAUUGUUGAUAAACUAAACGCGGAGAAAGAAUUGAUGUCUCUAUCCGCUAACAAAGAAGAUGAGAAAUUGUCGAAUUCAAGCAAAGGCAUCCCUAGAAUGUCACUAUUGAGCAAUAAUAAAGAAUCAUUGAAUGUAAAAAACAUAUCUGAAAUCGAUGUAACUUCAUCGUCUACAUCAAAUGCGAGUGUCACUCAUACCAUUACAUCGACGAAUUCAGUCGUUCCUAUAACGGAUAAAUCUGUGUUGCUCCUCGUGGUUCCCAAUGGGAAAUCUACUGAGUCCACGAAACAGGUUGCGUCGACGAUCAACUUCAAUCAAGGCAAAAACGAGGGACAUAAUUCUCCUCAAAAGGCUAAAAAGAGUUUCCCUAGAUCACCUAAUUCAAAAAAUAUUCAAUAUACGUCGAAUACGAACGCAGAUGGAAUUAUGCAGAUUUCUCCGAUUGGCCAAGAAUCACCAUCCACAUAUCAACUGCUGCCUCCGGAGGCCGGGCCGAUCAGCGCACGUUUGCAUCAUGAUGCGCAUGAACUUGCGAGGAAAAUGGGCCAUUUAAUGGAAGAGGCAUACAAGGAGGCAGCUCAGAACAGUAUUAAUGGCGAGAACACUGACAAUUAUCAGGCGACCAUAUUUUUCCUGCGAAAGCAGAUUGAAUAUAUGAAGUGGCAGCAUCAGCAACAGCUAGCUGAAUUGAAACACAACGCCGAUCGUACUCUACGUGAGAUGCGCGCGAGUAUGGAAGCGGAAAAAUUGCGAUCGAUCGAGGAAGUUCGUAAAGAAGUUGAAGAUGACAAAAUUCGAUGUAUCGAGGAGACCAAGAAGAAACAAUGGUGUGCUAAAUGUGGACAACAAGCAAUGUUUUAUUGUUGCUGGAAUACUGCUUACUGUAAUUAUCCAUGCCAGGAGUCACAUUGGCCCACACACAUGCAGUCAUGUUCUCAGCAAUCUGGAUGUGCUACUAUUGUCAGCUCGAGUGCAAAUUUGAAUUCACAGCAGACCAAUUACGUCAUUGCAGAGAAUUCCACGACCAAGACGUAUCUUCUGUCAUCCAAUAUGAAAUUGAGUGCAAUUCCGUCUGCUUCGUCCCUUAGAAAUAAAACCAGUCAAGACGCGAUGUAGAUAAAUAGCAAUUUAUUUAUAACCGAUUCGAUAUCAACGCGAGUAGGAUGAAAAGAAUUUCAAUAAUACUGCAGGUAAAUUCAUAUCUGCAAACAAUAGAUAUGUUUUGAUUUAAAC
Molecule: messenger RNA, 4249 nt
Organism: Cyphomyrmex costatus
Lineage: Eukaryota; Metazoa; Arthropoda; Insecta; Hymenoptera; Formicidae
Gene: Zmynd8
Product: Zinc finger MYND-type containing 8
Exons: 9
Coding region: 755-4132 (1125 amino acids)
Biological process (GO): regulation of DNA-templated transcription
Cellular component (GO): cytoplasm; nucleus
Molecular function (GO): transcription corepressor activity; protein binding
Source: RefSeq, a predicted model, not a curated record